This is a messenger RNA of Anastrepha obliqua, 1096 nucleotides long. Its product is annotated as post-GPI attachment to proteins factor 2-like. Gene Ontology annotation, biological process: GPI anchor biosynthetic process. Lineage: Eukaryota; Metazoa; Arthropoda; Insecta; Diptera; Tephritidae. The record is from RefSeq and is a predicted model, not a curated record. The coding region runs from base 1 to 1011 and encodes 336 amino acids. Gene Ontology annotation, cellular component: endoplasmic reticulum membrane; Golgi membrane. The transcript is spliced from 5 exons.
AUGUCUCUCUUUCGAUUGCAUCUGAAUUCUUUGAUAUUAGGCACAUCCGGCUAUCUGGCUGCAGGAACAUUACAGUUUUGCGCAACAGCAACAAAAACAACAACAGCCGCAACGACAGCAGCCGCCGCUACCGCUACCGCUAACGCCACCGCCGCAGCAACAGUCACAAAUAUGUCUUCGCUGUCAUCGACGUCCACCACGUCUGCAGCGCUCCCCGUUGCCGUGCACUUCUUGGCCAGCUUCCAUCAGAUUUGUGUGGUGACUGCUCUGCUUCCAUUGGUGACACUAUUCACCUGUUUCGUCACCGCGUACGUCUUCCAAUAUGACGAUGUGCACGAAACGCAUUGCCGUGUCUACAACGUUGUACCAUCGAUAAGUGCCAUUACCGGCGUCAGUCCACAACGCUACUUCUGGCGCCUGAGUAUUGCCUUACACAUCGGACCACGUUUUCCCAUCGCCUUCGUGUAUAAGAAUUAUUACCGCAGUUUGUUGGGCAAUUUGCAGCAACGUCGGCCGCAUCUGGUGGCGAAGGCCGAUAAAAUGAUUACGUUAAUUUUAGUUUUGAAUAUCAUCGAAAUUUCAUCGUUGGGCGGCGUCACCUACAUUUCGAAUAGGGAGAAUUAUCCAAUUCACGAGAAAAUCUUCAUUACAUUUAUGGUUUGCUCACUCUGCUACAUGUUGGCCACAAUCAAAUUGCACGGCAUACUCUUCGAGGAUGAAAGCCAACUAUUGCCCCUACAACGCGAUUCAAUCAAAUGGAAGAAAAUACUUUUCACCACCUCCAUUAUCAGUACCGUUGGUUUGUUGGUAUUUUUUGCCAAACACCGUUUCUACUGUCAUGAUUUGGCAUUCAGUUGGUUCGCUUUCUUCGAGUACGUGAUCGCCUUUGCGAAUAUGCUUUUCCAUUUCACAAUCAUUUGGGAUUUUCCAUCGCAAUUUAUGCUAAUCGUGCAGGGAUCGAAAAAUAAAGUUGAGGAAAUGAUCGGUCGAGUGAGCGCGAAGUGGGAUUAAACGCAAUCGGAAUUACAUACAUACAUAAUUACUUAGGCCGUUGAUAUUUCACGAGUGCACGAAUAUGUACACGAACACAUGUACU